Erinaceus europaeus (western European hedgehog) is the source of this 1063-nucleotide messenger RNA. RefSeq names its product acrosomal protein SP-10. Lineage: Eukaryota; Metazoa; Chordata; Mammalia; Eulipotyphla; Erinaceidae. The record is from RefSeq and is a predicted model, not a curated record.
ACCAGGGUGGCCCACUUUCUCCAAAUCCAAAUGAAGACAUUUCUCUUACUAGUGAGUCUUUUCCUGCUUGAAUCUGCCAAAGGAGCACCAGAUCAGGAGCGUCCUGGCUCUCUGGAUCAUCAAGCUUCUGUUCAGCAGACUGCAGGUGAGUACAUUUCAUUUGGAAACUCUUCAGACAGCAAGGCUCUAUAUGAGACUUCUUCAAACAAAAAUGGUGAGCAUGUUUCAAGUGGGCAAGUUGCUGUUUCAGGUGAGCGUGCUGUGAGUGAACAUACUUCAAGUGAACAAGCCACUGUCGAACACACUCCUGAACAGUCUUUGGGUGAGAAGCUUUCAGGUGAACAGCUUUCAGGUGGAAAAUCUUCAGGUGAACAGCCUUCCAGUGAACAGUUUGUUACUGAACAAGCUAUUGCUGAACAGGUAACGAGUGAAAAGCCUGCAGGUGAACAGACCUCUAGUGAACAGUCUUCUGGCGAAGAUGCUGCAAGCGAACAGUUUUCUUCAGCUGACCAGAGCACAGGUGAAAAGCUAGCAGGUGAACUGCCCUCAGGCAGUCCUACUGCAGUUCCAGGCACAGCAUUAAACUGUCACACAUGUGCUUAUAUGAAUGAUCAAAGAAAGUGUCUUCAUGGAGAGGGAGUCUGUACCACUCAGAGUUCCCAGCAGUGCAUGCUAAAGAAGAUCUUUGAAGGCGGAAAACUCCAAUUCAUGGUUCAGGGGUGUGAGACCAUGUGCCCAUCCAUGAACCUCUUCUCCCAUGGGACCAGGAUGCAAAUUAUAUGCUGUCGGAAUCAGUCUUUCUGCAACAAGAUUUAGAAGUCUGUGCCCUUGGCUUGACUCAGGCAGCAAAAAUCUCUAUUUAAUAUUUAAUUUCCUAAUAUGGACCAGUUUAUAUUUCAUUUCUUACCCAGUCAACAUCUAUCUCUGCCUGAAUGUCAGAAGGGAUGCUCAAAUACCUUCUCCCUCCUUUCUAAUCCAAUGCCUAUGCUUCUUUGUCCUGUCUUUUCUGUUCCCUUGCCCCAUCUCUCAGCAUGUUUUCAAUAAAAUCCAUAUGGUUGAAGAA